Messenger RNA from Uloborus diversus, 1963 nucleotides. RefSeq lists its product as uncharacterized. Lineage: Eukaryota; Metazoa; Arthropoda; Arachnida; Araneae; Uloboridae. The transcript is spliced from 5 exons. The record is from RefSeq and is a predicted model, not a curated record. Bases 295 to 1167 code for a protein of 290 amino acids.
UGAAACGAAAGCCUUGAUUCCCCUCGCGCCGAUCUAAACACCUGCCCGGCCUCCAAACACCGACAACUGCUGACGAAGCAGCGGGUAGUAGCGCAUAACAGGAAACAUGGGAUUAUUGUUUCUCUGAAGGUGUUUUGCUGGUCCGAAAGAUCGUUGAAUUUUGGAUAAUUUCUCUAGCGAAGCUCAUGGUGCAAAGAAGAAAUAGUUGAGACAUGGUGUGUUCAUAAAACACACACACACACACACCAAUCUGGUGUGUCCAGCGCCGUCUUCUCGGAUGAGCCCCGCCACAGCAUGGUGGAAGAAAGUGGGUGCCGGUGUGCAUGCCAAGGGGGCGGCGAGGAAUUCGACCUGCCCCCAGACGAUCCUUCUAAUACUUCUUCAUCGGGAUGUUGCAAUCCAAAAGUCUUCACUACCGUCCUCCUCGGCAUCCUGUCUUGCGUCCUCAUGACAGGAGGAGUGUUCCUUGCUUUCCACAGGUGGGAUCCGAUGUGGCUACUGGUGUCCGGUGUAGGAGUCAUUCUCAUCUUCAUUGGAACCAUCCAGCACUGUUGCAGUGACAACAGCACUCCGGCGCGGCGAUCUUCGGGUAAGGGCGGAUGCUGUAGUCGGCCCCCUGCCCCAGACCACCCUCACAUCGUUACGCACAACGGAAGCCUCACAGAGCAGCUGCUCCCGCUCACUAACGCCAGGUCAGUAAGUCAAUUAUCCCUGAACAUGCUUCCUGGAUAUUUCCCACCUGUUGUCACUGCUUAUGGCAUAGAGCAGCACUCCGCCGUAGUACAAAACAUCAACCGAUUAGUCCAGCAGCAGCAGCAGCAGGCACCUAGCCCACAGAGUCCGGGAGCUCCUGCCGGAAAGAGCUUCAUCCUGUUGUCCCUGCCGGGCGAAAAUCCUCCGGCUAAUCUCCAGAACCUCGUAGCGACUGUUUACCAGUUGGAUGGAAGCAUUGUGCCUGAAACUGCUACUACGGAUACUAAUCCCGCCCCGGACACUCCUGUCAACGUCACAACCAGAACAAAUAAUCUAGUUCUCAAGACGCAGAAGUUCAGACCUGCCAUAUGUGGUCUAGUGCAUCCGUGCCAAAUGCAAGUGAACUUUCGGCGGUUUCCUCCACUUCAUCUGCAGAAAACGCUUCAACUACAGAAUCGCAGAGAACUACCGUGACAACCGCUAGUGGCACAACGCAGACGGAAGAACAUGCAAACUCUGAGUGGUUGAGGACUUGAUGGACUGCUCUGUUGACAUAGCGACAAACUGUGAUAUUGUUGCCGAUAGCCAAUCUACUUUCGCCAACAUUCCUCUAUCUUCUUCUGCAACUCUAGUGGAUGUGUCUGAGCCUUCUACAAGCUCCGAAUCCUGGAUUCGGUACUCGUAGAUGUCCCCUGUUUCUUCUGCGAACUUUACCGAGGGGUCCGGUUCAGCUCAUCUGUUGGAACUUGCCACCACGAAUUUGAUUCAGUGGAAGUGGCACAGACUGUCAUCAAUGAACCUAUGCUAUGUGAUAUUACGGACUUAUCAUCAGGUCUCAAUCAGUCUUCUUUUCAGAACAGUCACAGACAGCCGCUAUACCUGACACCGAAACAGCGGUUGAAGUGAACAAUGAGGUACAAACAUCGGCUGGAACUUCAAGAGACGCUGUAAUAGAAUCAAACCUGGAAAAUAUACCGCCACCUUCUUAUGUGGCUUAAAUCACUUGGCACUGUCUUCUAGUAGUAGUAAUCUUUCUGAAAUUGAUGCAGAAAUUGACGAUGGAGAAUCUCUCGGUAGAUCUUCUCCUCCACCGAGUUAUGAGGAUGUGACACACGAAGGGGAGAGCUCUGUAGGGGCUUUCGGUUUAGCAUAUGGGACCAUAUAAAACUAUAUUUAUGUUUCAUUGUAUUAACUCUUGCUGGGCAAGUUUUGUUACAUUUUACACUUGUAAUUUUAUUGGUGAAAUUAAAAAAAAAGCAUAUAUUUUUUU